Molecule: messenger RNA, 1699 nt
Organism: Cannabis sativa
Lineage: Eukaryota; Viridiplantae; Streptophyta; Magnoliopsida; Rosales; Cannabaceae
Product: transcription factor MYB35
Exons: 3
Coding region: 414-1454 (346 amino acids)
Source: RefSeq, a predicted model, not a curated record
AAGAAAACUCAGUGCAUAAUCAUAAUAUAGCUGUAAAUUAAUUUGCAAAGAAGAUCAUGCACUCACUCACCUCAAUAACAAUGCUUUUGGGGCCAAGCAUGAGAAAGAGUGAGAGAGAGAAGAGAUCACUAUUUUUGUGAUGUCAUGACAAUAAACUGUUUAUUAUUAUUUUCUUCUAAUAUUAUGAAGAAAAUAAUCAUGCAAUUGUAGUUAUUAUAACCCCAAAAUUACAUGCAUUUCUUGCCUUGAUAUUCAUAUCCCUUUUCUCUUUCUUUCUAAAGAUUCAUUCUCUCAUUUUUUUUAUAAUGUACAUGCAAGAGCAUUGGAGUUUGCAUCACCCAAUACCAUAAUCAAUCUUUUAUAAUUUAAUUUUUAUACCAACUUUCUCUUCUGAUCUUCACUACUUACACAAAAUGGGUAGACCUCCUUGUUGUGAUAAAUCAAAUGUGAAGAGGGGUCUCUGGACUGCUGAAGAAGAUGCUAAACUACUUGCACAUGUUUCUAAACUUGGCAUUGGAAAUUGGACUUUGGUUCCCAAAAAAGCAGGUCUUAAUAGAUGUGGGAAAAGUUGUAGAUUGAGAUGGACUAAUUACCUCAGGCCUGAUCUAAAACAUGACACUUUCACUCCUCAAGAAGAAGAUCUUAUUAUUAAUCUUCACCAAGCUAUAGGAAGCAGGUGGUCUCUUAUAGCAAAACAGCUUCCUGGAAGAACAGAUAAUGAUGUGAAAAACUAUUGGAAUACAAAGCUUAGAAAGAAGCUGUACACAAUGGGAAUUGACCCUGUAACUCACAAACCAAUUUCUCAAAUUCUUUCUGAAUUUGGAAACAUCAGUGGUCUUCCUAAUAAUCAUCAUAUCCCAUCCACAAAUAUGAUCAGUAAUACUACUACUACUACAACUCCUGCUAGAAUUUUCUACAAUAAUAACACUAACAAUAUUGGAACAAGCCAUCAAUUUCAAGUAAUGACUAACCAAAACCUCUUUAACAAUAAUAAUAAUAAUAAUGUUCAACCACACUUUUUCAAUGAAGUAACUUCCCCUUGUUCUUCAUCAUCUUCUUCUCAUGUCACUGACUUAAGCUCACCACAAGUAGUUCUUUUCGCCCCGCCUCUGCCUCCGCCUCUGCCUCUGCCUCCUUGUAAUUCCAAUAAUUGGAGUGAGUUUUUUCUUGGUGACAACACUGAAGAUCAAGCAAAGGAGAAUGAUUUGGAGGGUUUUUUAUUGUCAUCAUCAUCAUCAUCACAUACUAACUCUUCAAAGUUAAGUAAUGGAAAUGGUAGUGAUCAAAAUGGUUCAAACAUUCAAGAGGGUCAAUUUGCUCAGAUGAUCAACAAUGAUCAUCAUCAUCAUCAUCUUCAACCCGAAAAUUCGUCAUUUGUGGAUGCAAUUUUGGAUCGAGACAGCGAAUUGCGAGCCGCCUUCCCCGAGUUCUUGGAUGGAUCUUUUGAAUAUUAGUUUCCAUACUCGUUGGAAUUGACAACAAAAUGUUUACAAUAAUACUUUCUUCUCUUCUUCUACUUUGUGUUUUUUUUUUCCUACAAUUUGGUGAGGGAAAUAUUAAUAGGACUUAUAUCUUGUAUUGCAUGUCAUAAAAAAAUUAUUGUGGUUGUUUUAUGUUUUACAAAACUUUUUAUGGCUUUGAUAAAAGCUUGUAAUUUUAGUUUAUUAAUAAUGCUAUUUGUGAGGUACUUUAGCUAUUA